AUGGUGGCCCAACUGCUAGGGCUGGCUUUUCUGUUUCUACCUGUCAGCUUGGUCACCUGUGCAACUCAAGGUAAGUUGCAAAUCAAUUCCAACUGGGAGGUGGUGUAUCAGGACAUCAGUGUGUAUGGCGUGGUGGGAAAAGCGGUGAUCCUGGAGUGCGGCACCACCUUACCCGACAUGUACAUAUGGAGCUUCACCAAGCCGGGCACUGAAGCUAUACAAGCUGUGGUGUACGAUUUGGGGAAAGGAACCAGGAUCCAGCAGCUGGCCCUGACUCUGGGACAGUUGACAGUCAUCUCAAACAGUGCAGCUGUGAGCAUCGAGAAUCUGCCUGUGGCUGCACACGGCCUGUUCACCUGCCAGGCCUUCUAUGAUAUAGAAACGGACCCCAAAGUAGUCUACCACUACGUGCACCUCACUGUCCGAGUUCCAGUCAGUAAGCCUUACCUCCUGAUGAGUGAUGUGUCUCCGGUGGAAGGAUCGACCAUGUGGAUGCGCUGCAAUCUGGAAAACGGAACUGGACCGAUCCAGUAUGUGUGGCAACACGAAACCCGCACAGGCAACAUAUCCACCUUUGCACAGGGGAACACCAGCUUGAUCAACGUGACCGAUGUCAACCGAAACCACACUGGCUGGUUCCGCUGUGUGGCCAGCAACAACGUCAACAGCGAGAGCUCUAACCGGCUAUGGCUAGACACAAUUUUUGGCCCAGACAUUCCUCAAAUAGACGUGACUCCAUACAGUAUGACAGAGCGGGGAUACUCAGCCCUGGAGAGAGAGACUGUUGCUUUACUCUGUCAAGCCCAGUCCAACCCGGCCAGUCAGUACGUCUGGUUCUACAACAACUCCCAGGUCUACACCGGGCCGCAGUUAACCAUCACCAAGAUCCUCCGCAUGCACACUGGCGACUAUGCCUGCUUGGCACAGAACACGUACCUUAACACCCGCUCCAGAAAAACCAUCAGCCUGACUGUCUACUACCCGCCCGAUGGCUCCCCCUCCUGUUCUGUGCAGCCGGCUCUGAAUCACACCUCGCUGAGACUGCUCUGCUCCUGGCCCGGUGGUUUCCCCUCCGCCUCCCUCGACUGGAGCGAAGACCUGAAACGACUGGGACAGGAGGAGGCAGACACGAGGCAGCAACCAAAUCCACUGACCAACACUGCCCUCUUGCUGCCAGCUGAAGGCCUGACUUCCAACAAUAGCUUGUUUUCAUGCAUGGGUUCCCACCCAGCUCUCAAGCAGUCGAUAGCGUGCAGCACGCGCUCAUAUGUUCCCCCUGCAGAGCCAGUGUGUUUUGCCUAUGUGACCAACAACAAGCAGUAUCUGAUGCUGUCCUGCUCCUGGGAUGGAGGGGCCCCAAAGGCCUUGGUGUGGUGGGAGGGCCCAGGUGAUCAAGGCAAAGGCGGAGAAGAAAACUCCAACAUCCUGAUCCUUCGCUAUGGCACCGCUCGCAGCGAGAAGCCCUACACCUGCCAUGCUAAACAUCCUCUCCUGGGGCAAACCAAGACCUGCAGGCUCACACUGGAGGCUCCUGUGUUGCUGACACAGCGCAGGGUUGUGUCUGUGUAUGAGGGGAGUGAUGUGCAGCUCACCUGCAACCUGAGAGCCAACUAUCUCCCGGUCAGUGAAAUCACCUGGUUCAACAAUCAGGGUGCGGACACCAUGGACACCUCCAAGUACAAUCUCCUGCGAACAUCUGCAUGGGCCAAUCUGACUGUGAGAGACACGGAUGAGACUGGAGACAGUGGCGAGUACAGAUGCACCACCUCCAACGCAGUGGGAGGAACUGAAAUCAAUGUCACUUUAGUGGUCAAGAGGCACCCCAUGCCACCCAAUGCAACCCUUAUCAAUGCGAUGUACAACAGCCGUCAGCGUACCGAGGUGGAGCUGGAGUGGCAGGUGCAGAGCGAGGAACCCGGAGGGUGGACGGGUUUUGUCCUGGAGCACAGAUGGGUGUCAGAGCAACCCGGGAGGAGAGGCAGCAGCAACGACUCCAAAGACGAAGCCGAGGAUAGGAUUGGUCCACCAGCCUGGUACCGUAACCUCAUCCAGGACCCCGAUGUCAGAAGUCACACAGUACCAAGACUUACUCCCACCACCACCUACCAGUUCCGUGUCACACCUGUCAACCAUCGCACCAUUGGACACCCUUCGGCACCAAAGACUCCAGCGGAGCCGCGCUCCAACAUGUACCCUGCUGUGAUCGGAGCAGCUAUCGGCGGAAUGCUCUUUGCAGCCCUCCUCACGGCUCUGCUGCUCGUGUACGUAAUCCGCAACCGCAACAACAAUCCUCGGCUUCAUGAUAUGCUGUUUGGCUUGCAGCACAGCCAGUCGAGGGAAAACAUCAACUUCCCAGAGGAUGACGUUGUUGGCGGGUCGGAGGGAGGAAUAGAGGAGAUUGGUGGAUUUUCCAGUCCAGGUCCAACCAUGGCUUUACCCCGGGCGUCUUCUCCCCUCACCACCUCGCCCAUGAGUGCCACCCCCUCUGCGAGCCAAGGCCCUCCCCCCGGAGACGAUAACGAACCUGUCAGCGUCACCAUCACCGUCAACGCCACAGGCUCAUAAUCAUUUAUCACAUACUCCCCCA
Molecule: messenger RNA, 2587 nt
Organism: Platichthys flesus (European flounder)
Lineage: Eukaryota; Metazoa; Chordata; Actinopteri; Pleuronectiformes; Pleuronectidae
Product: V-set and immunoglobulin domain-containing protein 10-like 2
Exons: 12
Coding region: 1-2565 (854 amino acids)
Biological process (GO): cell-cell adhesion
Cellular component (GO): cell-cell junction
Molecular function (GO): cell adhesion molecule binding
Source: RefSeq, a predicted model, not a curated record